This is a messenger RNA of Arachis stenosperma, 2064 nucleotides long. RefSeq names its product EH domain-containing protein 1-like. Bases 293 to 1942 code for a protein of 549 amino acids. Gene Ontology annotation, biological process: endosomal transport; endocytosis. Lineage: Eukaryota; Viridiplantae; Streptophyta; Magnoliopsida; Fabales; Fabaceae. The transcript is spliced from 16 exons. Gene Ontology annotation, molecular function: protein binding; GTP binding; calcium ion binding. The record is from RefSeq and is a predicted model, not a curated record. Gene Ontology annotation, cellular component: cytoplasm; intracellular membrane-bounded organelle; plasma membrane.
GCCAUCACAUAACUUCACAUGAAAUAAAUAAAUAAAGAAAUAAAUAAAUAAAUAAAUAAAAUAAAAUAAAAUAAAAGGGUUCGUUAAAGCAGCAAAAUAGUGCUUCACCUCCAACUCGGGUUUCCACUCCCAAAACGACGACGCUGGUGGAGUUCAUCGUCGUCGUUUACUGAACACAGUCACGCUUUCUAGUUUCCACUUUGCCGAACGUAAGUAUAAACUAUAAAGAGUAGUAAACGACACGAGAUCUUAACCGUCGCGUUUCCAAAGGCGUUCCAAACGCAGCGAAUCGAUGGAAUUCGACCCGAUCCCAAUCGGUUCCUGCUCCAAAGAGAACCAGAUCAUCUACCAGCAGUGGUUCAAUUACGCCGAUUCAGAUGGCGAUGGCCGCAUUACGGGGAGUGAUGCCACCAAGUUUUUCGCCAUGUCCAAUUUGUCUCGCCAGGAUCUUAAGCAGGUGUGGGCUAUUGCGGAUUCGAAGCGACAAGGAUAUCUUGGUUUUGCAGAGUUCAUCAUUGCUAUGCAGCUAAUUUCAUUGGCACAAUCCGGCCAACCAAUAACACAAGAUCUUCUUUCUAGUGGUGUUGAGCUGAAAAACUUGAAACCUCCCACAAUGGAUGGUUUGGAUGUAUUAAUGGCUAAGAAAAGGCAUAAAGAAAAAGAAGUUGAUUCAAAUGUUAGCAAUAAUGCAGGUAGUUCUCCAUUGCAGCCAUCACCAUCUUCAAGUAGUUGGUUCUCUUCGAAGUCAACAAAAAGGGUUUCACUUUCCUCUGUGACCUCAAUAAUUGAUGGCUUGAAGAAACUCUACAUCCAGAAGUUGAGGCCAUUAGAAGCUACUUAUCGUUUUAAUGAUUUUGUAUCCCCAUUACUGACAAAUAGUGACUUUGAAGCAAAGCCAAUGGUUAUGCUUUUGGGUCAAUACUCAACUGGUAAAACAACAUUUAUCAAACAUCUACUUAAAAGUAGUUAUCCAGGAGCCCAUAUUGGACCGGAGCCUACAACUGAUCGUUUUGUUGUUGUCAUGUCUGGACCUGACGAGAGAAGCAUUCCUGGAAAUACUGUUGCUGUCCAAGCAGACAUGCCAUUUAGUGGUCUUACAAGUUUUGGCACCGCAUUUUUGUCAAAAUUUGAGUGUUCUCAAAUGCCUCAUCCGCUACUGGACCACAUUACAUUUGUGGACAGUCCUGGAGUUUUAUCCGGAGAAAAGCAACGAACACAACGGUCAUAUGAUUUUACAGGUGUAACAUCUUGGUUUGCUGCCAAAUGUGAUUUGAUACUCCUCCUGUUUGAUCCUCACAAGCUUGAUAUUAGUGAUGAAUUCAAGCGUGUGAUCUCAUCCUUGCGUGGGCAUGAUGACAAAAUUCGAGUAGUUUUGAACAAGGCAGACCAAGUUGAUACUCAACAACUAAUGAGAGUUUAUGGAGCAUUGAUGUGGUCACUUGGGAAGGUGCUGAAUACACCUGAAGUCAUGCGUGUGUAUAUCGGCUCCUUCAACGAUAAACCCAUAAAUGAUGCUGUCAGUGGUCCAAUCGGUAAGGAACUCUUUGAAAAAGAACAAGAGGACCUUCUUUCAGACCUAAAAGAUAUACCAAAGAAGGCCUGUGAUCGAAGAAUCAACGAAUUUGUAAAACGGGCACGAGCUGCCAAGAUACAUGCUUACAUUAUCAGUCAUCUUAAAAAGGAGAUGCCUGCUAUGAUGGGCAAAGCUAAAGCUCAGCAAAAGCUUAUUGAUAAUCUGGCUGCAGCAUUUGGAAAGGUACAAAGGGAGUUUCAUCUACCUCCUGGAGACUUCCCAGAUGUUGAACAUUUCAGAGAGACUCUAAGUGGUUAUAAUUUUGAUAAGUUUGAGAAAUUGAAACCAAAAAUGAUACAGGCAGUAGAUGACAUGUUAGGUUAUGACAUUCCAAACCUCUUGAAAAAUUUUAGGAAUCCAUAUGAUUAGUUUUAAGAGCAACUGAGCCUGUUAAAUAAUCAGUAGUUUAUUGGAGUUUAGGCAUUUGUAGCAGACUCUAAAUACCAUGUAUCAUGCCAUUUUUUAUGUAGUGUGCCUUUUUUUUCCGUAAA